Aspergillus vadensis CBS 113365 is the source of this 738-nucleotide messenger RNA. RefSeq lists its product as uncharacterized. Gene Ontology annotation, cellular component: chromosome. The record is from RefSeq and is a predicted model, not a curated record. The coding region runs from base 1 to 738 and encodes 245 amino acids. NCBI's taxonomy places the organism in Eukaryota, Fungi, Ascomycota, Eurotiomycetes, Eurotiales, Aspergillaceae. Gene Ontology annotation, molecular function: chromatin insulator sequence binding. The transcript has 2 exons. Gene Ontology annotation, biological process: regulation of transcription by RNA polymerase II.
AUGGGCUUAGGUCCAAAUCUCACCUAUAAUGGUAUAGACUACGAAUGUUUGAUCUGUGAAAGGUCUUUUGUUUCUCUUGAUGCGCUCUAUGACCAUUGCAGACAGACUUUACGGCAUGAAUGGUGUGGGAAGUGCCGCCGAGUAUUCAUCUCGAAACCAUCUAAAAUCGCACACCUUCAAACGUCCAACAGACAUUACUUUUGUCCAUCUUGCCCUCAACCAAGAGACUUCGAGUCUAGCAAAGAGCUCGAAGACCAUUUAGUGGACAAUCAUCACGUUUGCCUCGAUUGCAAUAUAAAUCAUGGUUCCGCUGGGCAACUCCAAGAACACGUUGCCCAACACCACCUUUGCACAUUAUGCGAUCGCUACUUUAGUAAUGAGAACAAUUUACGAAUGCACCAGCAGAGUCACCAGGCCCGAACCAUGGAAUGCUACGGCUGUUACCGGACUUUCAGAUCACUUUCCGGAAUGUUAAUCCACUUGGAGGCUGAGAAUUGCCCGUCAGGUACUACUGAGGAGGAGAUUGACAAUAUAGCCCGCGAAUUUUACCAAAGCUGGAAGUACAGAAUUUCUGAGGAUGGAGGGUGGCUAUACAAGUGUCCAAGCUGUGAUAAGGAGUUUUCAAAACUAUCUGCGCUGUACCAACAUGCUGAGGAUGUCCAAAUGUGCUCGUCUCUUGUCAGUGGACAUGGUUGUCUGGCUAAACUGGAACAAUUCAUGGCUCGCAGUCUACAGUAG